AUGUCAAUUACACUCGACACAACAUUCGACAGUAUUAAUGAACACAAAAUGAUACGACAUCAUCAUCCCCUUCCAUUGUUGCCAUCGACUUCUAAGAAUGUUCAAUCAAUAUCAAAUAUCACUGAAGAUAAAAUUGAUCAUAGUCAAGGAACAAUAACCUAUGAUCUUCAUUCAAUGCAACCACAAUCAAUUCAACUAGAUAGGUCAUACGCAUCACCUACUAUCAACAAUGAUAUUAAUCAAAAUAAUAUUCAACAAGGAAACGAUCUGUUCCAUAUUACAUCAUCAUCCCAUUCAACAUUCGCGCCAAGGCAUGAUUAUCCAUCACAUGAUCAAUUAUCAGCAUCUAAUGUUCGACAAGAUAGUACAAUAUGGACAAAAUAUCCUCGAUGGGUUCCCCGUCUAACACAAGCUAAACAAGUUCAUACUUCGUAA
Molecule: messenger RNA, 435 nt
Organism: Rotaria sp. Silwood1
Lineage: Eukaryota; Metazoa; Rotifera; Eurotatoria; Philodinida; Philodinidae
Source: the annotation of a GenBank genome assembly